This is a messenger RNA of Coffea eugenioides, 1134 nucleotides long. RefSeq names its product MADS-box protein 04g005320-like. NCBI's taxonomy places the organism in Eukaryota, Viridiplantae, Streptophyta, Magnoliopsida, Gentianales, Rubiaceae. Gene Ontology annotation, cellular component: nucleus. Bases 179 to 898 code for a protein of 239 amino acids. Gene Ontology annotation, molecular function: RNA polymerase II cis-regulatory region sequence-specific DNA binding; protein dimerization activity; DNA-binding transcription factor activity, RNA polymerase II-specific. The transcript is spliced from 9 exons. The record is from RefSeq and is a predicted model, not a curated record. Gene Ontology annotation, biological process: positive regulation of transcription by RNA polymerase II.
AAGUACUGUGUUUCUCUUAUAGGGCAGAUUUUUUCUUUUGUUUUCGUGGUUCCUCUCUGGGACUCUUAUCUUCAUUGCCAGGAAAGCAUCAGUUCCAACUUCCACAUUCCAUAAGCAAGCUUCUAAAGCCAACUGCGAUAACAAAAAUACGUUACAUAAAUUAACACAAAACAGGAUAAUGGGAAGGGGUAAAGUGGAGCUGAAGAGAAUAGAGAACAAGAUAAAUAGACAGGUAACCUUUGCAAAAAGAAGGAAUGGUCUGCUGAAGAAGGCCUAUGAACUCUCCAUCCUAUGUGAUGCUGAGGUUGCUCUCAUCGUAUUCUCCAAUCGUGGCAAACUCUAUGAGUUCUGCAGCAGCUCUAGUAUGUCCAAAACGCUGGAGAGGUAUCACAGAUGCAGCUAUGCUGAUGCUGGAAUGAACCAAUCCUCCAAGGAUCCACAGAGUGACUACCAGGAGUAUCUGAAGCUUAAAGCAAGAGUGGAGGUAUUACAACAAUCUCAGAGGCAUCUUCUGGGGGAAGACUUGGCUCAGCUGGGUGCAAAGCAGCUCGAUCAGCUCGAGCGUCAGCUUGAUGCAUCUUUGCGGCAAAUUAGGUCGACAAAGACUCAGCAUAUGCUGGAUCAACUCUCAGAUCUUCAGCAAAAGGAAAGAUCACUGAUGGAAGUAAACAAGGCCUUGAGGAACAAGCAGUUAGAAGAAACCACUGCAGCAUAUCAGUUAUCAUGGGACUCAGAGGAGCAUAAUUUACGACAUAGAUCUCAGACAAUUCAUCCGGAGGGAUUCUUCCAGCCCCUUGAAUGCAACAGCUCCAUCAUGAACUACAACAUGGUGGUAGCCGAUGCUGAGGCAGAGCCAACACAAAAUCCCAGUGGAAUCCUACCAGGAUGGAUGCUUUGAGAAUAUGUAGCAAUUAAACACAAUUUGAAUUGGAAGGCCAACAAAUACGUGUGGUACACAGGUUCCUAAUUUUGCUGUAUUUUCCAUUGAAAUGGGAAGAUAAAAAUAAAUUAUGUUCUUGGGCCAACAGGCAUAAGUGGAUCCUGUUGGAGUAAUGUACGUACCAUAGCAGCAUUAACAUAUUGCCAACUCUACAGUUUUCAAGGAUAAAGACAUGGAAUGUCUUUCUUUCUUUU